AUGGCUGGCAUUUUUACACGUCGUUCGGCAUUGCGUGCUUUCACCACUGCCCAGGGUCUCCGUGCUGUUCCAAGGGCAAGCCGUCCCGUCCAGCUGUUAGGGCAGAGGCUGUAUUCCAGCGGGAAAAAUGACAAGGGCUAUGAGGAUCAUACUACUAGUGAUCUGCCAUGGUUCCUUGGCUCCGUCGGAGUGAGCGCUCCGGUAUUCUACUAUUUACUGCAAGCGGGCCCGGAGAAGAAGCCUCAUGACGAAUCCCACGGCCAUGCUGAUGAGCCCAAGGAGGACUCUGAGGAAAACGGAGCUGCAGCUGAAGCGGAAGAUAAGGCGGAGCCUGCGGAGAAAGAAGGUGGUGACGAGAAGUCUGCAGAUGAGACUGAGAAACCGGCCAAGGAGGAGAGCAAGUCAAAGCAAUCUAGUGAGAAGAAGGGAGACGACAAAUCGGCACCAAAGGAGUCUUCUGAGAAGAGUGCAGAGAGCGAUGGCCAAAAGGAUUCCAAGAAGGAAUCUAAGGAGGAGCCCAAGAACGAUUCUAAGACGGAUUCUAAGACGGAUUCCAAGGACUCCAAGGAUCCCAAGGAAGAGAGCUCCAGGGAACCCAAGAAGGAAUCAUCCGGUGAGGAUUCAAAGAAGGACAAGUCCGACGCUACCAAGUCCUCUGACGGUGAAAAAGAAACCUCUUCGAAGCAGAAGGACUCUCCAAAAGAAGAAGCCAAGAAGCAACCCGAGAGCGAUCAGAACAAGGAUGAAAAGGAUGGGGCCAAGAAAGAGUCCUCUAAAGAAAACUAA
This is a messenger RNA of Penicillium verhagenii, 786 nucleotides long. RefSeq lists its product as uncharacterized. The transcript is spliced from 3 exons. Lineage: Eukaryota; Fungi; Ascomycota; Eurotiomycetes; Eurotiales; Aspergillaceae. The record is from RefSeq and is a predicted model, not a curated record. The coding region runs from base 1 to 786 and encodes 261 amino acids.